ACAACUAAAUUAUUAGAACGUGAACGAAACAAUGAUGAUAAUUUAAAUAAUUUAAUUACAAUGAGUGAAAAUAUGUCGAAAAGCUAUGAGAUUGAUCCUGAUAAGGAAUUCAAUUAUAAACACCGUCAACGAAGACCGCCAAAAAGAAUUGACGAAAAUCCACAAACAGCUCAUAAAUUUACAAGCAGUACACUGACGGUAUUGUCGUCCCAGUUGGCCGCUGCCAGAUCCAGUCUGUCAUCGUUGUUGAAAUCACCUGAUAUUACAGAAGAUGGAUACCUACCAACUGCAUAG
Messenger RNA from Didymodactylos carnosus, 294 nucleotides. NCBI's taxonomy places the organism in Eukaryota, Metazoa, Rotifera, Eurotatoria, Philodinida, Philodinidae. The record is from the annotation of a GenBank genome assembly.